Otolemur garnettii (small-eared galago) is the source of this 6472-nucleotide messenger RNA. RefSeq names its product zinc finger and BTB domain containing 11 (gene ZBTB11). The transcript is spliced from 11 exons. The record is from RefSeq and is a predicted model, not a curated record. The coding region runs from base 1767 to 4853 and encodes 1028 amino acids. Gene Ontology annotation, cellular component: nucleus. Gene Ontology annotation, molecular function: DNA-binding transcription factor activity, RNA polymerase II-specific; protein binding; RNA polymerase II cis-regulatory region sequence-specific DNA binding. Gene Ontology annotation, biological process: regulation of transcription by RNA polymerase II. Lineage: Eukaryota; Metazoa; Chordata; Mammalia; Primates; Galagidae.
CUUAUCCUGGUCUCUAACUCCUGAGUUCAGGCAAUCCACCCAUCUCCAGACUUUCAGAGUGCUAGGGAUUACAGGCCAUCCACUCAUCCCAGCACUAAAAAGGAAGCACUUUAAUUUUCUAUUAAGCCUAAAUAAAAUCCAAGCAUUAGUGGGGCUCUCAGUGCUUUCACCCCUUGUGUUUGGAAAAGACAAUUAGGUGGAGCAAUGUUUUUUAACAGCUUUUCUUAAGUGGUAUUUGUCACUAGCACUUUUGCCUGUUAUACAUUCUACCUGUAUUGUUCGCUUUAAGUUUUACUUAAAUCUAUUGACUUGAUGUUAAGUUUAGUUUAAAAAGGAAUAUGAACACGGAAACUAGCAGUGGGUCUGGCCCAACCCUAUGACCGGCUCCUUAGACCGUGGCUUUAUUCUACUCUCAGUGCUCCACUCCAUGGGCAAAGAGGUGCAACUCCACCUUUUAAUUCCUCCGUCUUCCAGCUGUGGCUAUAAAGUCUGCAAAUGGAAUAAGCUAAAGUAGAACCCAAGCCUGCUAGUUCUAUUUUUCCUCUGACCUUUGGGAGCUGAAGUCCCUACACCUGGAAUCUUCCAGGGAUUCCUUCAUGAUUCUGGGCCUUCUGGGAAUUAGUGAGAGUGCACUCGCAUGCCCCCAAACCUUGGAAACUGGGUGCCACGUUAUGUUUUUGAGGAUGUUGCAUUCAUUCACCUGUUGUCUGGCCCUCACCUGCCUCCACAAGGGACAAAGAACCUCAUCCACAGACUGCGGAAGGUUGGCAGUGUCUGCAACUAGAGCCAUUGGGCGCAGAAGCCUAGAAUUUUCCAGCUUCUGCAAAGCCGCGCCAAUGUCAGACCCUGCUUACCAUACAGUACGCACCGUCUGUAGCUCUUUUGAGCGCUGCAGAUUCUGCGCAGGGAAGGGUCGCCUACGUAGCUACUCUAGACUGCCAGCUAAAUUUCUGAAUUGGGAGCCUGGAAUUCUGAACCGCACACUAGGAAACGAAAUUCAAGUCAAUUGGCCUCUUGUACUUUUACUAAAUGUAUUAAAGGGGGAACGCUUUCCCCUACAUUUAUGUUAGUAGAAAUUUAUACAGAUGAAUAAUAAGAUAGACUUAAGAUUUUAUAACCAUUGUUAACAGUAAACAAAAUUCCUAUGCAAACAGGUCUGUCUUUGGUGCUGUUUCCAAAGACUGAUAUUUUUACAAGAUCCUCCAAAUCUUACGAUGUCGGGCCCUACUGAAGGUAGACGUUAAAACAGAGUCCCUUUACUCUUUGGGUGUUGCCAGUGAAAUCACAACCACCCACCAGCUCCACCUACACGUGGCUCCUUAGAAAGCGUGGGAAAGAAGAAAAAUGAAAAGGGAAACUGCCAGGACUUAAGAUGUCUGCCUAAAGCCCCUCGAAAUCCCAGGAAGGGCCUACCCACUUCUAAAAUGUCCGGCCACAGUCCUGACGUCGUUCCAUCGGCUCCAUCUAGCCAAAUAACGAGUGCGCUCCAAUCAGAACUUAGCCCCCGCCCUUGAAUUGCGUCACUUCCGGUGGUGCAGCAGCCAUUUUGUCAGUCGCCAGUGGAUUCCGCGCGCUGGAGAAGUGCAGUUCCCCCUGGUUACCGACUCUUCGGUUCUCCCUUCGCGCUGCGGGCGCCGUCGAAGAGCGCUCGCCAAAGGUGCAGCCGUUCCUUCCUACGGUCCCACCGCUGCUGUUGCAUCCUCCCUAAGGUACUGCGCUCUUUUCCUUUCCUGCCACCUGACAGGCGCCCUCAGCCGCCGUCCGCGAUGUCAAGCGAGGAAAGCUACCGGGCCAUCCUACGCUACCUGACAAACGAGACCGAGCCAUACGCCCCGGGUACCGAGGGCAAUGUCAAGCGUAAAAUCCGUAAGGCUGCCGCUUGCUACGUGGUGCGCGGUGGGACUUUGUACUACCAGCGGCGGCAGCGGCACCGCAAGACCUUCGCAGAGCUGGAGGUGGUGUUGCAGCCGGAGCGGCGCCGGGACCUCAUCGAGGCGGCGCACCUGGGUCCAGGCGGCACUCACCACACCCGGCAUCAGACCUGGCACGACUUGUCCAAGACGUACUGGUGGCGAGGAAUAUUAAAACAAGUCAAAGAUUAUAUUAAACAAUGUAGCAAAUGCCAGGAGAAACUAGAUCGUUCCCGUCCAAUAUCAGAUGCUUCAGAAAUGUUGGAAGAAUUGGGACUAGACCUUGAAUCUGGAGAAGAGAGUAAUGAAUCAGAAGAUGACCUGAGCAACUUUACUUCACCUCCAACUACAGCCUCCAAACCUUCAAAAAAGAAGCCAGUAUCCAAACAUGAACUUGUAUUUGUUGACACCAAAGGAGUGGUAAAACGUUCUUCUCCAAAACAUUGUCAGGCUGUCUUAAAACAGCUGAAUGAACAGAGACUUUCCAACCAAUUCUGUGAUGUUACUUUGUUAAUUGAAGGAGAAGAGUACAAAGCCCAUAAAUCUGUUUUGUCAGCUAAUAGUGAAUAUUUUCGAGAUCUUUUUAUUGAGAAAGGAGCUGUUUCCAGUCAUGAGGCUGUGGUGGAUCUUUCUGGUUUUUGUAAGGCAAGCUUCCUUCCUUUACUAGAAUUUGCCUAUACUUCUGUGCUAAGUUUUGACUUCUGUAGCAUGGCUGAUGUGGCCAUCCUAGCUCGUCAUCUUUUCAUGUCAGAAGUCUUAGAGAUUUGUGAAAGUGUACAUAAAUUAAUGGAAGAAAAGCAGCUAACAGUAUAUAAGAAGGGUGAAGUACAAACAGUUGCAUCUACCCAGGACUUACAAGUACAAAAUGGAAGUACAGCACCCCCUAUGGCUAACAAUGUGGGAGCCACAACAACUUUAUCUACUGAACUUGGGAAUUGUGAAUUUGUACUACUGGUAAAUGGAGAAUUGCAGAAUGGAGAGCUAGGACAACAGCCUGAGCCCCAGGUUUCUUCAGGGGCUGAAGCUGCUCUGUCAUCUGUCGGAUGUAUAACUGAUUCCCAUCCUGAAAUGGAGUCUGUUGAUUUAGUAACAAAAAACAACCAGACAGAACUAGAAACUUCAAACAGCAGUGUUUCUAAUAUUCAUCCCAAACUUGCAAAAGAUAACAUCAUUAGUACCUCUCCAGAGAACAGUGAUGAUAUAGGAAAUGAUAUAUCAGCUAAGGAUAUCUGUGCUGAAGAUAUUUCACAACACGGGCAAAACCUUGCCCAAACUUUAAAAGAUGAGGAAAAUCUAGUUGUACCAACAGCAAAGACAGAAAUUGGCCCUGAGGAUGAUACUUAUAGAAGCAGGCUUCGACAGCGUUCUGUUAAUGAAGGAGGCUACAUCCGACUACACAAAGGAAUGGAGAAAAAGCUGCAGAAACGGAAGGCCAUCCCCAAGUCAGCAGUUCAGCAGGUGGCCCAGAAGUUAGUUCAAAGAGGAAAAAAGAGGAAACAGCCAAAAAGGGAUGCUAAAGAGAACACUGAAGAAGCAUCCCACAAAUGUGGGGAAUGUGGAAUGGUUUUUCAGAGACGAUAUGCCCUUAUAAUGCACACACUGAAACAUGAAAGAGCUAGAGAUUACAAGUGUCCAUUGUGUAAAAAACAAUUUCAGUACAGUGCCUCCUUACGAGCACACCUUAUUCGCCAUGCCAGAAAAGAUGCACCCACUUCGUCCUCAUCCAGUUCCACAUCUAAUGAGGCAUCAGGAACAUCGUCUGAGAAGGGCAGAACCAAACGAGAAUUCAUAUGUUCCAUAUGUGGAAGGACAUUACCUAAAUUAUAUUCUCUUCGAAUACAUAUGUUAAAGCACACAGGUGUAAAGCCGCAUGCGUGCCAGGUCUGUGGAAAGACUUUUAUCUACAAACAUGGUCUAAAAUUACACCAAAGUCUCCAUCAAUCACAAAAGCAAGGUUUUUAUAUUUUUACAGGAGAGUCCAAGUACCAUUGCUCAGUUUGUGGAAAGUCUUUUCAUAGGGGCUCUGGACUAAGCAAGCAUUUCAAGAAACACCAGCCAAAACCUGAGGUUCGAGGCUAUCAUUGCACUCAAUGUGAAAAAAGUUUCUUUGAAGCUAGAGAUCUUCGUCAACACAUGAACAAACAUCUUGGUGUGAAGCCAUUCCAGUGCCAAUUUUGCGAUAAGUGCUACAGUUGGAAGAAAGAUUGGUAUUCCCACGUGAAGUCUCAUUCUGUCACUGAGCCUUAUAGGUGUAAUAUAUGUGGCAAAGAAUUUUAUGAGAAAGCUUUGUUCAGAAGACACGUAAAGAAAGCUACCCAUGGGAAAAAGGGGAGAGCAAAACAAAACCUGGAACGGGUGUGUGAACAGUGUGGAAGAAAAUUCACUCAGUUAAGAGAAUAUAGAAGACACAUGAACAACCAUGAAGGAGUUAAGCCAUUUGAGUGCUUAACAUGUGGAGUAGCUUGGGCUGAUGCCCGAUCUCUAAAACGUCACGUCAGAACACAUACUGGUGAACGGCCCUAUGUCUGUCCCGUUUGUAGUGAAGCCUACAUAGAUGCUCGAACACUCCGGAAACAUAUGACCAAAUUCCACAGAGACUAUGUGCCUUGCAAAAUUAUGCUGGAAAAAGAUACCCUUCAGUUUCAUAACCAAGGAACUCAAGUGGAGCAUGCUGUUAGCAUCUUAACAGCAGACAUGCAUGGACAAGAAAGUAGUGGUCCUCAAGAACUUGAGACUGUGGUAGUGACAGGAGAAACCAUUGAAGCUCUUGAGGCUGUUGCAGCUACUGAAGAGUGCCCAUCGGUAUCUACGCUUUCUGACCAAAGUAUUAUGCAAGUAGUGAAUUAUGUAUUGGCACAACAGCAAGGACAGAAGCUGUCUGAAGUUGCAGAAGCUAUUCAGACUGUUGAAGUAGAGGUGGCACAUAUUGCAGAAGCAGAAUGAAUAUGGUAACAGAUAAAAAGUGAUAUACACUGAACUCAUGGAACAUUCGUUUACAAUGUUGUGUGACUAUCCGCUUAGCAUUUACAUGUCAAGGCUCUGGACUAUUUGGUGGUAUAACAUUUCCCAGCCUUUUGUCUGGCCAUUGGGUUCUCUUGAAAAGUCUAUUUACUGUAAAGAAAUUGAAAACAAAUAUAUUUGAUGGCAGUGAUAUAUCAUGAUAGACCUUUUAUGAAUUAAUGUUUAUAAAUGACUAUACUAAAUUUAAGACCGUACAGUUCUGUUUGUAUUAUGACAUUAUCUUAUUAUAUAUUUAGAGUUUAAAAGCCUGCAGCAGUUGGCGUCUUUCUGUUUUAUUCUCAAAAUACAGAGAUUCUGUGAUUUCAUUUGCCCUGUUUAUAGAUUAAAAACAUUCUAAUAUAAAGCAUUUCAGUAGAAUGCAUAGGUAUAUUACGUUUUUUAAAUGCUUUAGGUCUGUGAUUCUUGACUAUUUAUUUUAACCCCUUUUAAGUCAGGGAUUCUUUGUUCUAUUUUAAAGCACUUAAUGAGUUAUGUGUUGUAAUCAAGUUUGCACAAUAUAUUUAUAUGGGGAGCCUGUAAAUGAAUAGCUAAUAUUUUAAAUGCCAUUAAAAUGCAUGAAAUGCCUAUUAAAGCCUUACUGUACUCUUCAAGGCAAGUAAUUGACCAUGAGUGAAGAACAUUGUUAUUAAACACUGUUAAUGGGAAAUUUCUCCUUGAUAACAAAGGACAAUAAAUGACAAGAAAAAUCUCAUUCUUUUGCUGAAGAAUGAACAAGUUAAUGAAUGAACAGUUAGGUUUGCUAUGGUUUCAGCUUUUGUAUCAUGUUUAAUUGUUUAAUUUUGUUGAAAAACUGCAGUUGCAAAAUAGGAUAGCAAUAUAAACAUUACAGCGGUCCUGUGGAUACCAUAUGAUUGUCAUGUAAUUUCAGAGUAUUGAAAAUUCUUCAGUGCAGCCCUCAUUAUAGUGUAUACUUCAAGAAAUUGAUUAUGGUCCCACCAAAUUGUUGAAGAUAACUUAUUUUUAAAAGUUACCCGAAAACUAAAUUAUAUUAAUUCAUGUGUUUAUUUUUAAAAUUCUCACCUCUUUAAGCUAUCCAGUUUUCUGAUUUUCAAAAUAAGCAUGGGAGAUGUCACAUUUCUCUCUAGGAAACUACUACUCAAGCUAUAAUUGUUAAAAUUAAGCUUUUAGGUAUUAGAAGCUGUUAUAAGGUAUAAAAUUAAGAAAUAAGUAGAUCACAUGUAAAUCAUUCCUAAAGCACAAGAAAAGAAUGUGCCUUGAUGUACAUAUACUAUGUAUAAUUUAAAUGCUUAUACCAGUUUACUUUAAAAAUGGCUUUAAAGAUAAAGAAUAAAUGUGAUAGUUGUGCAUGCAUUAUACAUGUAUAUAUAUUUGCAUUUGCAAAUUUUCCAUUGUUUUAAUUGCUGUGUGGCUGACUUUCAAUUUUAAGAAGUGAAUUGACAUACAGCCUAUAACGUAAAUACUUAAAUGGCUGCUCGUUUAUAUCUUACAGUUAGUGAAAAAGUAUUUCAACCUGAACUAAAAUUUGGAAUUGUCUUUUGUGUUUCAUCCUCACCAUUGUUAUUAGAUUUACUUAUUGUAUA